Messenger RNA from Dioscorea cayenensis subsp. rotundata (Guinea yam), 15399 nucleotides. RefSeq names its product putative disease resistance protein RGA3. Lineage: Eukaryota; Viridiplantae; Streptophyta; Magnoliopsida; Dioscoreales; Dioscoreaceae. The transcript has 9 exons. The record is from RefSeq and is a predicted model, not a curated record. The coding region runs from base 7917 to 10811 and encodes 964 amino acids. Gene Ontology annotation, biological process: defense response to other organism. Gene Ontology annotation, molecular function: ADP binding.
GGCUCAAUUUUAGGGAUUUCUUUUAGGGUUCUUGCUCUUCCUCUUCUCUAAUUGAGCCGAUGAUUCUUCUCAAAUGCUCCAUGAUCCUUGAUCCUUGAUCCAUGAAGGCAUUCAGGUGAUGAUGAUCUUCAUCAUUGGAACUUAAUUGGAGUAGGGUUCCUUAAUCACCACCUCUUCAUUCUCCUCCCUCUCGCCAUUUCUCAUCCUUUGUUCAUCAACUAUGGCGCGGCAGCUCGGAUGCCCCUAUCCCUUCUCAUCGCCUUCACCACCACCUUCUCCAUCAUCAUCACUAUCAUUCCUCUCUUUCCUUCUUUAUCUAUACAUAUAUAUAUAUAUAUAUAUAUACACACAUACAAACAAACAUAUGGGUGGGUUGGGCAACCGCUGCAGCCAUGGAUUGUUUGUUUGGGGAUGAAUGAAUGUGCAGAGAUUGGAGAUUUGGUGAAGGUUGGGAGUGAUUAGGGUUCCUUAAAUCUGAUGUUUUGAUACCGGAUCUGAGCCUGGUUCUUUAUUUUUUCUGCAUUUAUUUUGUUUUUCCAUUUGGUUUUUGAUGAUCCUUUGAUUUGUGUUUUAGUUUUCUCUCUUGAUCAAAUCCUUCUUUUUUUUUUGCUCAUCUUGCAAGUUAUAAAAAAAUAUAUACAGUCUUUGUUAUGUGGAAAGUAGAAUAUAUCAAAGAGGGAUUUUGUGGCAAACCAUUAUGAAAUUAGGAUCAUUAUGUUUAUGUAAUGGUGUUGUUAGGAUUCCAAUUUUUGUUCUUCAUGUUAUAUUUGAAGAAUAAUUUCAUCUCUUUAGAGUUUAGAGGAUGUGUUGAUCAUGUCAAUAAGUGCCUUUUACUAUUUCUAUGUUAUGUCUUGAACUGCUUCUCCAUUGAAUCCUGUUCACUGUACACUGUACACUUGAUAAUCAAAUUUUUCUUAGAAUUGUAUAUUGCAUUUUAGCAUUGGCAUUUACAGGGAUAUAAUUGCAUUUUAAAAUCUCAUCAUUAUGUAUAUAUAUAUAUAUACUAAUUGUUAUUUUUAAUGGAUCUUAAUGGAGAGAAUAGUGCCAAUUGGUUGAUUUGAGAGAUUCUUAUUCAUGUUUGAUUGACCAUGCUUGUUAUUAUACUUGUUAUGUUACUUUAUGAUGUCUAUAUUACUCAUAGCAAUCAGGAUUUCAACAUUUUCUAAUGCCCUUUUAGUUUUAGUUGAUUUUUAAGCUGUUUUAUUGUGUAAGCUUCUUUUUGCUCUUUGUUGAAUACAGAGUUCAUGAUUUAGAAUUUUGAGUUAACCAGUUCGAUUGAAAUAUGGUUGUUGUUUCUAGAAAGAUGAAUCUUGUUAGGUGUGCCUCGAAUUUAUUUACACUUUUAGCUUGCCUACACAUGUAAUUUGAGAUACAUACAUUUAAUAUCUAUUGGUUGCUACAUUGGUUGCAAGUUUAUAAAUAGAUGGCCUCUGUCUAUGUUAAGAGCACCACCAACACAUCAAAGCCAAAUGAGUGUCUUUCAAAGUGUUUGAAGUAUUUGGGUUUGUUUGGGGUUUUGGGUUGAGAGAGGCAUUUGAGUGUUGGGGGUGUUGAUGAUGAUUUUACAAACAGAAAUAACACUCAAAUGCCUCUUAACCCCAAUACACCCAAUUACUCUAAACAUUAUAAAACACAUUCUUUGGCUUUAGUGUGUAUUUUCUUUUGAAUACUUGCUACUUCAUGAUUAACUCAAAUGCUUUUUUAACCUAGGGCAUGCUUAAAAGUAUAUAUUCCUAGAACAAUUUCGAGCAAUUUAGUACUUUUUAUAUUUGCACAAUGCAUUUAUACAAAUUAAUUCAGCAUUGUUUUUCCAUACUUGAUGCUUAAAUUAACAAGUAUGGUUGAAACAGUGGCACAAUUUUAUUUUCUCUAGUUUGUUUUGUGCGAAUUCUAGUUAGUUUGGGAAACUUAAAUAAAUGAAUCCAGUGAACUAAUUAUUGCAAAGCUAUGUGUUUCCUUUGUUGUCAAUAUAAUAAAACACAAUGUGUGCAGUCUUUAUUUGUCAACAACAAUGGAUGAAUCAUUCAUACUUGAUAUGCAUAUACUGGCAACAAAAGACUUCGGUUCGCAAGACUUUUCAUGGCGGUUAAGGUACUGUUUUGGUAUAUCAAUAUUUAUUUGCAAACAUUAGAGCAAUGGAUGAAUCUUUCAAUAUUUUUUCAUUCCAAGAUAUUGUAAUUAGAGGGGGUACAUGCUAAUUAACUAGGGUUGGCAGGCCCAAUCUGCUGAGUUGGGUUCAUCAAAAUAGUUGGUAAACUGGACCUGGUUUGCCCUUUAGCUGGGUUUGAUGUGUCAGGCUAACCCUGGCUUAGAGUCACUCCAAUGGUUGAAUUGGAAGAUCUGUAGGGUCCGUUUCACCUAUAAGAGAAUGAAUCCGGCCCGACCUAGCUUAUCUUAGAACUUGUUGGGUUUGGUUUCUAGCCCGCCGGACUCGGUGAAUGGUAGAAUGAAUGUAGUGGGUAGGAAUUGAACCUUGUCACUCAAAAAUUAACAUAACAUUUUAACCAAUUGAGCGGUGUUAUUAAAAAAAAACUAUAAACUUCCUUUUUUAAAUUUUUUUAAAUAAAAAAUAAUUUUAAUAUAUCAUAAGAAUUUAAGACAAUUAAAAAUUAUUUAAAAAUAAAAGAUUUGUAUCUAAUUGGAUGAGUAAAUGAGUUAAGUGCAAUUCUUGUGAUUCUUCUAAAUUUCUUACAUGUAGUCUAAUAGUAACAAAUACUCCAAGAAGAGGCCAUCCUCAUGGCAUGCUCUGUAAAUACCAGCACUCUUCCUCAAUUCUCUUUAGUUUUCAUUAUGAGGCUCAAUUUCUGGGAUUAUUUUUAUUUUAUUUAUUUUUUUAAGGGUUCUUGCUCUUGUUGUUCUUCUUCUUCGUUGAUUGAGCUGGUGAUUCUUCUGAAUGCUCCAUGAUUCAUCAAUGAAAGCAGUCUGGCGAUGAUGAUCUUCAUUAUUGGAGUAUGGUUUCUUAAUCACCACCUCUUCCUUCUCCUCCUCUUGUCAUUUCUGAUCCUUUGCACAUCAACUAUGGCGCGGCAGCUCGGAUGCCCCUAUCCCUUCUCAUCUCCAUCUUCAUCACCAUCAUUGCUCUCUCUCUCUCUCUCUAUAUAUAUAUAUAUAUAUAUAUAUUUCUUCACAAACAUGUGGGUCUGUUGGGUAACCGCUGCAGCCAUGGAUUGUUUGUUUAGAGAUGAAUGAAUGGGCAAAGUGUGGAGAUUGGUGAAGUUGGGGGGUGAUUAGGGUUCCUUACAUUUGAUACUUUGAUGCCGGAAAUGAGCCUGGUUCUCUAUUUUUUGUUUUCUGCAUUUAUUUUUUUUUUUUAUGUGGUUUUUGAUGGUUCUUUGAUUUGCUUAUUAGUUUGCUCUCUUGAUCUAACAAUCUUAUUUUUUGAUUUUACUCAUCUUGCAAAUUUAAGAAAAAAGGGAUAGUUUUGGUUAUGUGGGAAAUAUAAUAUAUCAAAGAUGGAUUUCAUGGCAAAUUAUUUAUGAGAUUAGGAUCGUCAUCUUCUUGGAACAAUGUUAGGAUUUUAAUUAUGUUCUUCAUGUUAUAUUUGAAGAAUAAUUUUAUCUCUUUAGAAGGUAUAUCGGUUAUGUUAAUUGGUGCCUUCAACUAUGUGUUUAUUAUGUUCUUGUACUGCUGCUUCUUUGAAUCAUGUUUACUGUACAUUUAACACUCAUGGAUCAAAGUUUUACUUAAAACUGUACAUUGAAUUUUGAAAUCUCAUCACUUAAAAUGGAAAAUUGUGCCUAUUGGUUAAUUGAGAGAUCCUUAUUCAUGUUUGAUUGACCAUACUCACUGUUCUACUUAGUAUUGUACUUUAGUGUUGUCUAUAUUCCUCUUAGCAACCAGGGCUUUAACUUAUCUGUUAUCUUUUCAGAUUUUGUAAUGGCUUUCUUAGUUUCAAUUAAUUGUUAAGCUGUUGUUCUAUUUUUUAAGUCUUCUGUAAGCUCUUUGUUGAAUAUAAAUUUAAUCAUUUGAUUGAAAUAUGCUUAGUUUUUUUAGAAAGAUGGAUCUUAUAUAAUCUUUUAAUUACUGUGCAUGUCCUAUGUCAUCCAGAAGAGUAUUUAUUCGCAUAUAGUGAAUGUGUAUAUUACAAGCAGAAAAGGAUUUUGCAUCAAGAAUUUAUGAUACAUUCCAAAUUCCAUUAUGUAUAUUCCUUCCAUUACUAGUUGUGGAGGUAAGUUUUUCUAUUUAAAUAUUAAAGUAACACUUAAUGCAUUUGUUUGGGUGCAUGAUUGACUCAAAAUGUUUGCCUAACUCUGAUUAUUCAUUAAGGUAUAAAUUCUUGGAACAUGCAUGUACAGACAUCUAUUAGUCAAUUAACUUGACAUGAUUGAUUCUCAAGCAAGUUUAUAUAUAUAUAUAUAUGUAUAUAUAUAAAUUCACACAUGCAUGUAUACAAAUUAAUUUGGUAUUAUUUUUUAUACUCAGUAAUGCUUUUAGUUAUUUUACGAUGCUAGUUGACGUAAUGCUCUCAGUUCUAUUUUUUUUAAUUUUUUUUUAUUGUUGUCAAACUCUUAGACAAUACUAAAUGAAUAUAUACAUUUUCUUCAUAAGUCUAUUGUUAUUAUUCUCACAGUUUCUUGUUGAUUGAGAUCGAAUAUAUCUUCCUUUUAUUUGUUGUUAUGUUUUAUCAUAAUUUAAUUAUAGAAAGAGAUCGAAUAAAAAAUCUGAGAAAUUUGGAUAUAUGCUUGUAUUUUGCGUAUAAAUUUAUUUGUCUGAAUAUCAUUUUAGGCAUGUAUACUCUUAUAAAAUGUUUUUUUUAAAUAUAUUAAAAUAAUAAUAUUACCUAGGAUAGAGGUGGUUGGAGAUUUUAAGGUUCAGGAUCCUAAGGAGACUAAGCUAUUAUGUUUUUUUGUUCUUUUAACUUGACCAUAGUGACCUUUAGAGAUAUACAUGCAAAUAUAGUAUUUGUGUUGUAUAUACUACAUAUAAAUAAUUUUUCCAUUAAUUUUAUGUCUGUUAUUUUUAUUUGGUCAUAUUAAUUUGUUUUACUUAAUAUUUUUUGUCCAUUAACAAUUAUAAGAUAUGAUAUUUGGCUACGAAUAACUUUAUCUUUAUUAUUUUUUGGUCUUGAAUUUAUUUAUAUAGGAAAAACUUAGACAUAUAUUUGAAUGGUCAUGUAUGAGAAAGGUAGAUAGGUAAUGAAAGGUGCCACAGCCCAUCUGAGAAUGUAGCUAAUUAUAAAAGAGAAGAUAAUGUAGUUAAAUUAAACAUAUUGUCAUAAUAUGGCCUUCAUGCAAGUCCUGCAUUUGGCUUCCCCAACUUGGCUAACAUAUUAUCAUCUCUUUUCUCCAACUCCUCAUGAUGAUCAAUUCCGCUUGCAUUUAGAGUGUAGUGCUCAAGCACUAGAUGAUUGCUUGCAAGUAUGUCCAUACUGAUUGUUCCUCCAACAAGUACUCCGCUUUGUAGCCUAUGCAACAAACAAACAAAGCAUGUGUUUGCAAUUCAUCAAACGACCAUUUUCCUAUGAAACCAACCUUGUUGAAGAUAUCAACUGGUAUGUAUAUGACUCAUCAAACCUCUAAAUUCACUUAUUCUGUUUUUUUUCUCAUUAUUAUGAUAUGUAUGCCUUUUGGUGGCAUAGCCACAUGUGAAGAGGACGAAAGCUUGAAUUUGAAGUAGGCCACCAGACCAUCGAAGAAUGGGAUAUGGACAUGUCUGACUUGUUAUUUAUGAUUUGUAUCUUUGUUGUUUCAUGUACUCAAUAUGUUUUGAAUUAUUUAUUUAAUCUAUUUUAUGAUUAGGAAUUGUGCUCAUCACUUGUUAUAGUUCUAUAUGUCGAGAAUUGUAUGAUAUGUGUGCGUUUCCUGAAUUGCUUUUCACGGGAUGGAAAAUAUGUAGGUAAACACAUACUGAAGUAUAUGAUAAUUUGAGAGUUCAAAUUAGUCUGUUUCAACUUGAGAUGAUGUGAAAGAGUACGAAGGCGUGGUAUGCUUUGGUUUCUCUCGAACUUGAUGCUUUCUUUAAUUUAUAGUGUGAGUUGAGCUUGAAAUUGGAUGAUCUCCUUGUACUUGUUAUAGCUUAAUUAAUUUGCACCUUGAGUUUGGAGAUUGAUAGAGUAGCAUGCCAGUUCUUUAAUAAUUGAUUACCUUUUCUACUUCUUUUUUUUUUUUUUUUCUGAACAAAAGUGUGUUACAAUUUCUCUCUACAUACAAUACUACUUUUUUUAAGGAGUAGUAUUGGUUUUCACUGGAGGAAUGGCUGAUAAACAUUUCUUUUAAGGCAAAUAGUGGUUUUAUUUUGACUCAACCGCAAUUGGUUUCUGCGUGAGUCUAGCUGAAACUCUCCUUAUUUCUUGAGUUGAAUUGAUUUCUACUUUUGUUUAUUUUUCUGAAUCAAUUGAUGUAUGCUUUUCCUGCAUUGGUUUUUGUAGUAAGAUGGUAUGUAGACAUAUUUAGGAUGGUUUGAGAAUUCAUAGAUAUUUAGGGGAAAGACAGGCAUGAUAUUCAACUUGAGACAUGGACUGCUUCUUCCUUAUUUCCUUAAUUUUUGAGGUAAGUUGAGCUGAAACUAGAUCUCUUUGUACUUGUAUGCCACAGCUUAAUUUUUGAGAUUGAUAUGUAUCAGCUACUGAUAAAAGUAAAAUUUUUAUUCGGUAUUGAACAGAGUAUUAGAGGACAAGUAUAUGGAUCCCUCAGCUGCAGUAGCGCAAUCUGAUGAGUAUAACUACAAUUCCUUUAGAACAAAUGAACAAAUGUUCAAGAAGAUGAUUCUGAGAUGAAGCAUGAAAAUUUCCAAUUCUUAUUCCACAGAUGAGACGUGUUGUGCCUAUAUUUAUCAAUAAAAGAAACCAUGUUAAAAUAUAGACAGUAAAAGUAAUCAAUUUUGAAAAUAUUGACUUGGAUAACUAAAUUUAGCCUGCUGUGCAUUUAUUAAUUAAUGUUAGUUGAGAGUUGCUUGCUGCAUUUAUUUUCAGACAAAAUUGAAAAACCAUUUUAAUAACUUUGCUUCAUCAAACACCUCACAGAAGCACACAUCUGUGAUGCAUCUCUUACUUUAAAAUAUUAAAGAAAUAAAUUUCCAUCCAAUUACCUAGCUUUUGGCUGGCAUAUAUUGAUUGAAUUUUUUUUUUUUUUAACCAAAUACAAUAAGUACAUAAACAGUCAACGGUGUUGUGAAGCUUUUACAUAGAGAUUGAGCUGUAAACACAUUUCUUACAUUUCUAACUUUAAGUAAUGAGAGUCCCACGACUUAAGUUUUUUAAGUUUUUUUUACCAUGGAGUGAGCACAGUAGGACCAAAAACCCUCAUUGAAUUGAAUUUUAAUUUUAUCCCGUGAACAAUUGAGUUUGCAUCUAGGACCACCUACCUAUAUUUAUUUAUAUAUAUGUAUAUAUACAAGUCAUUGUUUUUUGCAGUCCUAUCCUCUUUAAAUAAUCUGACUAGCAUGCCCCACUGCAAUUUAAUAUGGUAAAUUAAUGUUUAAUGAGAUCCACGUUGAAUGAUUUGUUAACUAAUUUCAAAGUUAUACAAGAGCUGUCAUCAUGUUCAGUUGUUGACAUUUUUUUUUUUAAUUAUAAUUCCCGUUGGCAGAACUCUUAUUUUAAGCAUUGGAUGUCUUACACUUAAUUUUUUAUUGCAAGUGAUAAUAUUUUUAUUUAAUUGAUUUCAUUACAUGAUUAAAGGCUGGGUAACUCGUUCAUUGCCAUAGUUGCAACUGAUCAUUGGAGACCUGCUCUUUUGGCAAGAAGAAGAAGAAGAAGAUCAUGGCGAUGAUUGUGGAUGCAUUUGCAGGAAAGCUGGUGGAGAGGCUCACUAAUAUCAUUGAAGAGAAGGCCAUCAUGGUGUUAGGCGUCAAGGAUGAACUCCAAAAGCUUCAGCGAAGGAUGAAGAGGAUCGCAUGCGUGCUCAAAGAUGCUGAGAGGAGAAGUAUACAACAAGACGAGGCUAUCAAAUUAUGGGUCGAUGAGUUGAAAAGAUUUUAUGUAUGACGCCGAGGACAUCAUUGAUCUUUGCAUGAUUCAGGGUAUGGGCCUCUUGCAAGAUGAUCAUCAUCAUACUCAGCUGGCUGAGUCAAGUGCUGCUGCUUCCACACGGGUACGCUGCUGUAACUUUCCUCUGUUCUCUUGUGUGCGCAGUGUGCCAUUUCGCUAUGAGAUUGCUGAUAAAAUUAAAAGUCUGAAUGAUAGAUUAAGUGAGAUAUCUGACGAUAAAGAUAAGUUUCAUUUCAUAAUUUCUUCUAAAUCAAGUGAUGAUUCAUAUGUCAUGAAUGAAGCUUCCUAUUGGCAGAGUUCUUUCUUACCAGAAUCUGACAUUGUGGGUUGGGAUAUUAUAGAUGCUACUAACAGUCUUGUUGAAUUAUUAGUCUCUCAGCAUCAACAGAAAUGCCGCCUUUUUGCCAUUGUUGGCAUGGGGGGUAUCGGCAAGACUACUCUAGCUCAAUUGAUAUAUAAUGAUUCCAAGAUCAAUGAUGAUUUUGUGUUGCAUUCAUGGAUUUGUGUUUCAAAAUUUUACACAUCAAAGACUGACUUGCUGAAGGAACUCAUAAAAAAUGUUGGAGGUACUUGUGGAGAGGCAACAACAACAACAGAGUUACAAAAAAUACUUUGUGAUGUUUUACAUGGGAAGAGCUUGUUUCUGGUUUUGGAUGAUGUUUGGGAUGCAGAUGUAUGGAUUAAUUUAAUCAAAAAGGCAGUUGAAAGAACGACAAAGUGCGGGGUUGUGGUUACGACAAGAGACAGGAACACUGCUAUAAAAAUGAAGGCAAUUCAUAUCCACAAUGUCAACAAACUACCUUUGAAUUUUGGUUGGGAAUUACUAUGCAAGAAAGUUUUCACAAAUAAUGAUGAGGGCGAGAUUCAGAGAAUGAAGGAUAUAGGAAUGCAGAUUGUUGAGAAAUGCGAUGGCCUUCCGGUCGCAAUCAAAGCCAUUGCGGGUGUGCUUAUAACAACUGAGCAAAAUAAAAGAGAGUGGGAGAAUAUACUUAACAGUGAUGCUUGGACUAUUACAGGACUUCCAGAAGAGCUCCGAGGAGCGCUAUACUUAAGCUAUGAUGCCUUACCUUCAGCACUAAAACAUUGUUUCCUUUAUUGCUCUUUCAACCCUCCUGACCGUUCAUUGUUUUAUGAAGAUCUUGUCUGUGAGUGGAUUGCAGAAGGUUUCAUAGAAGCAAAUGGAGAUGCAUCAAUGGAGGAUGUUGCAAAAGGCUAUUACAUGGAACUGAUUAGAAGGAGUUUUUUACAACCUGAUCCUAAUUAUGCUAAUAUGUAUAAAUGUACAAUGCAUGAUUUGUUGCGAGCCCUUGCUAUAUUUUUAAUAGGUGGUGAAAAUCUUUCAGGAGAUCCUCAAGCAUCACAAAGCAAUGGUUCUAUGAUAAAAUUACGCCGUUUGACAAUUUCAAGUAACAGGGAGAGUGUGAGUAUUCCACGUCUUGAUUGCCUUAGAAAUCUACGGUUAUGGACCCCUCCAAGUUUGGACACGCAAAUAAUUGGAAGCUUUAAGCAAUUGCGAGUAUUGGUUCUCAAUGGAGUUGGAAUUAAGAAUAUCCCCAACAAUAUUGGGGAUUUAGUACACUUAAGGCUUCUUGAUCUGGAUGAUACAAGAAUAUGCAAACUACCGGAUUCUGUUGGAAGUCUCAUCAACUUGCAGUUCUUGUCACUUGCUGAUUGCGAGGCUUUGGAUAUCCUUCCGAGAAGCAUAACUAGUUUAUGCAAUUUAAGAAGACUCUAUCUUAACAACACUCCUGUGAAUUAUGUGCCAAAGGGAAUGGGUAAGUUAGAACAUCUUAAUCAUUUGGCAGGAUUUAUUGUUGAAGACGCUGAUGGUGACAAUGGAGAGGGAUGUAGUAUGGAAGAUCUACAAAUGCUUAAAAAUCUUCGUCACCUUCAAAUAGACAAGUUAGAGAAAGCAAGUAAAAGUACUGCUGUACUUUUAAACAAGUCUCACCUCAAAACUGUUGUGCUUUGUUGCACACCCAAUGUUGGUGGAUGUAAUCAACAAAAGAUGGACAGGAUUGUACAAGUCUUUGAUGAGCUAUGCCCACCAAAAUGCCUUGAUCGUCUACAAAUUCUUAACUAUUUUGGCGAGAAAUAUCCACAGUGGAUGUCAUCCAAUUCCAUCAGUACAGCUCUCUUAGAACUGACUUCAUUGCAGCUUAUUAAUUGCUAUAACUUUCCUCAGCUUCCCCAACUUGGACAACUGCCCCAACUCAAGUAUCUAAAGAUCCAGGGGGCAACUUCAGUUAUAUCAAUCGGCUGUGAAUUUCUCGGCAAUGGAAAACUUGCAGCCAGUGCCUUCCCUAAGCUUGAAUACUUAAUUCUCUGGAACAUGACUAAUUGGGAGCAAUGGUCACUGGUCAGCGGAGAGGAAGACAAGAAGAUUGACUCUAGCAAGCUAAUACACUUCCCCUGUCUCCAACUUAUUAGCAUUGAUGGCUGCCCAAAGCUGAAAGCUUUUCCAAGAGGCUUGAAUCAUGUGCCAAAAUUGUAUCUUGUAGGAGCUCACAGUCUUUCAAGGAUCUCUGAUCUACCUGCCUUGAGAGAAUUGAAAGUUAGAGAUUGCCCAAUGUUGGACUGUGUUGAAAAGCUUGAGUCUUUGCAGAGCUUGAAGAUAAGUGAACAUGUUGAUAAUCUCCCUAACUGGCUGAUCUCUUUUCUCCAGCAAUGUGAAAAGCAUCACGCCAAUCGAUUCCAUUUGCAUUUGACAUGCAGUGCCCAAGCAUUGAAGGGUUGUUUGAAAGGACAUACCUAUUGGUGUUUCCUCCAGCAAGUUCCACGCUUGGAAGCCUAUGCAGAGAAUGAAAGCAUGUAUUUAAAGUACACCAAGGAACCAUAUUCCUACCAAACCAACCUUGAUGAAGACACGAUUGAUGAGGACUAGGAUGAAAGCUUGAAGUUUAAUGUGAUGUAGGCGUCAUGAUUGGAGUGGUGGGUAAACAUAUUCAACAGUGUCAAAAGGCUCAUGAUAAUCAAGAGAACAACAGUUUCUUUGACUGGCUCAUCUCUUUUCUCCAACAACAUGAACAGCCUCAUGACAUUUACUUGCUCUUGCAUUCGGAAUGCAGUGCUCAAGCACUUUAGAGUGGAGGGAUGUUUGAAAGGGGGCGCUCACACUAGUUGUUCCUUGAGCAAGUUCCCUCGUUGUAGCCUACACAGAGGACAAAAGCAUGUAUUAAUUUGAAGCGCAUCAAAGAUCCAUAUUUUUAUGAAGGCAAUCUUUUCUUGAAGACAUGACUGGCUGUGGAGAUUAAGAGGAUGAAAUCUUUUAUUUGAAUUCGACUUAGAGGGCCCAAUUUUAUGCCCAAAGGUUCUUUCAAUCAUUAAUAUACGAAUCAGAAAGUAUAGUGGAGCAUGAUGGGAGAUCUUUCUCUUGAUGUAUGCUACUCCGACAAAGAUUUGGGAGGGAUUUUUGGGUUUUUGCAAGUAAUGUGACUACAUUACCUGUAAGCUAAAUUUGGGUGGUGGGAUGUUGUGAAUGUUUGCACAUCCGUCCUAUGACCAUAACUAAACUAUGCAAGGCUCCUUCUGGAAGACACUCCUUUGAACUGCAUUAUUAAAGGAAUAGGUAAGUUGGUACAUCUCAAUAAUCUAACUGCAUUAAGAUGUUAUUAACAAAGAUACACAGGGAGGAGAGGGAUGCGACUUGGAAGAGUUACUAACACUUAAAAAAGCUUCCAUAGCUUCAAAAUCGACAAGCUGGAGAAAGCCAACAAAGUUGCAUCAGUAUUUUCUAUGCCCAACUAUAAAGGAUAUAGUCAACAACCAGGGAUGAACAAGCGUGCAGAAGUUUUUGAUGUGUAUCCCUUCUCUUCUUCACCUGAAUAUUUUGCAUCUUGCUAAUUGCAAGUUCCUGCUUUUGGCGCCUCCAGCUUGGCUAACUGGGAAGAAUAUAUGGUCCUUAAAUGCCUAUUAUUGUGAAACAUGCCUAACUAGGAAGAAUGAUCAUUAAAUGGAGAAGACAAUGAGAAGUCUAGAAAGCUAUUGUGGCUCUUCCCCAAUCUCAAGAAAAUUGUCAUUCUUAUUUGCCACAAGCUGCCUCUUCCAGGAGGCUUAAGCAAUAUGAACAUUGAAGAUUUUGGAAAUUGGUGGUGUUCAAAAUGUUUCAAUGAUAUUUGAUCUCCCUACCUUGAGAUUUUCUGGAUGUUGUGGAUUGCCCAAUGCUGGAGUGCAUCUAGAAGCUCGAGUCUCUUCAGAAGUUGAGCUGAUAUAUUGAUCAUUGAGAGAAGAACAUUAGUCUCUCUGUGUGGCUCAUCACUUUCUUCCAACACCAUGAGAAGCCGCAAGACAGUUACUCUCAUUUUAAUUUCAAGUGCUUUUCACAAACACUGAAGGGAUGUUUCAAAAGGAACUCGUGUUGGUCAUUCCUUGAACAAAUGCGCUGUUUCAAAGGGACAGAAACAUUUGCUUGAAAUGCACAAAGGAACCAUUUUCUCAUGAAAGCAACCUUGUGGAAGACAUGACUGGGUUUGCAUUACUCAUGAUAUAUCUCGAUUCUUCUUGUUUUUUUUUUUUUGCCUUCUCAUUCUUCUUCUUCUAGAUAUAUAUUGAAAGUGCCUGUAUGACUGGUAAUAUGACUUAUUGCAUCUUUAAUCUUCCAUGUAUACAAUCUGUUGUGAAUUAUUUAUAUAUCUAUCUACCUACUUCAUGAUUUGGAACAAAACUUGUCACCAGCAAUUUCUGUCUUUAGAAUUAUGAUGCAUUUGUUUUCACUGUAUUAAUUUUUACAGGUGGAAUGGUGGGUAAACAUAUUCUCCAAUAGAGUGAAAAGCCUCAUGACAAUCGCUUCUUUUUGCAUUUGGAGUGCAGUCUCAAGUAGAGGGGGGAUGCUUGAAAGGGCAUUCACACUGGUUGUAACUUGUUCCUCCAGUAAGUAGCCUGCCUUGUAGCCGAUACAGAGGACAGAAGCAUGUACUUAAAGCACAUAAAAGAACAAUAUUCCUCUGAAACCAAUGUUUUCUUGAAGAUAUGAACGGAGGAAUGGUUGAUAAACAUGUCUUUAAUGGCAAAUAUGUGACUUUAUUAUGACUCGACUUUCAGCUUGAGGUGAUGGUUAUUAUGGAGUAGUUCAUGUCCAUUGGAGCGAGGCAUGGCUUUGGUUUUUUAAGUUUUCUGUGAGUUAUGCUGAAAUUCUCCCUAUUUCUGGAAAUGAGUUGAUUUUCUUCUUUGCUUAUUUUUCUGAACAAUUAAUGUGUAGGAGCUUUUUUCCCCUAGGAAUUAAUAAUGUCAGAAAAUAGGGUGGAUCAUGCUACAUGAGGAGCUAUCUUUCUUUGUAUACGAAUCAAGUCUUUGAUGAAACUUAGUGUGGGAGUGCUGUUCUCUUUUCUACAGUAAUGUCAGAGCUAUCUCUGUCUUCUUUUCUCUGUCCAUGUGGCACAGAAACAUAGGAGGAUGAAAUCUUGAAUUACAAUUAGAGACCAAAGAAAAGAAUUGUGGACAUGUAUGACUUGAUGUAUGCGACUCACUGCAUCUGUAAUCUUUCAAUUAUUUAGUCUGUUUGAAUUAUUUGUUAGCUCAUUAACAAAGAAGGCAACACAUAUAUUGAGGAUUGAGAUGUAAGACCAUUGAAACUUUAUUGAGUUUGAACUCAUCCUAGGCCUGUGAGCCAAAGCGAAGCUGCCAAUUUUCACAACCAAACUCUAAUAAGCAGAGGAUGUUUUGAUGUAUAAUAAUUUGAUUGCUCAAAUUACUUGGUUUCAACAUAUGAUGGGCAAGAGUUAUAGACCGAGGCAUGACAUGCUUCUAUAAUUGGGAGUGGGAUUUCCAAUACUGUGGAGCAUGCUAAGACUUUUGUCACUAAAUUCUGCUUGAACCUCUAAGGGGGAAAGUGUGUUUUGGCCGAUGAAUGGUCUAUGUGGAUAUGAUGGGCAAGAGAUGCCACAAUCCUUUGGCUACAAUUCAAUUUAAUGUAAGGGAUUUAUUCUCGAACUUUAUAUAUUCACAUCCUUCAAACUCCUUCAGAAUCAAUGAACUAAUGAACCAAUCUUGAAGCCUGGAUUCCGGCUCAACAGUGAAAGAUUCAUAUGCGAAGAGUUCAUAGAUGUGAGAACAUGAAAACUUGCUAGCACAUCAAAUUCUUAUUCAACUGAGGUUUGUUACUGAUUUUUACAGGUGGGCUGACAAAAGAAGAGUUUACAUACUUGUGUAUGACUUGAUGAAUGAACCGCAAAAUUGUUUGUUGUGACUUGAACAAAGGGAUUGAAAUGAAUGUUUUGAGUUCUUUCUCCUCUUUCUUGUUCUCUUUAAUUUUGUUUGUGACUUGAACUGAAACUCUUCUCAUACUUGUCAUAGCUUACUAGAAUUAACCAUUGUCCUCUGUUUUCGACCAUUAACAACAAAAAGAUGCAUCAAGAGCACUGCCAGUUCUUGAAUUGAUUUCCUUCUUUGCGUAUUUUUUUCUGAAUAAUUUGCAAAACUUUCUUUCAAUGAUUGAUACGCAUAUAAAAAAAUACAUCAGCGCAUGAUGAGAAUCUCUCUCUAUAUAUAUGCUACUCUUACAUUGCUGUAUUCUUUGCAAAAUAAUGUGUCUACAGAGCCUUUAUACUAUAUCUGAUAAUUUUGAUAUUUUGAUUCAUGUGUACUGAAAUAUCAGCCUAUAUUAAUAAUAAUAAAAAAACUGUCUAUUUGAUAUUCAACAGGGUUGUAGGAGGUGGUGAAUGUUUGCACAUCCUUCCCAGAAGUAUUACUUAUAAGCAAUGCAAAUUGAAGGGGGCUCCAUCUCAAAGACAUUCCUUUGAAUUACGUUCCCGAAAGAAUAGGUUGGAAUAUCUCAAUGACCUAACAGGAUUUAUGAUCUGAGAGGGGUGCAACUCAGAAGAGUUAGUUACCUACUGACACUUAAAGAGCUCACUUAACCUUCAAAUUGACGAGUUGGAGAAUGGCAACAAAAUUGUACCUGUGCUUUCAAUGGCUAAGUCUAAAGGACAUAGCCAACAACAAGAGCUGAACAAGCUUGCGGAAGUCUUUGAUGUGUUAUCCCCUCCAUCAGCCCCUGAGAACCUAAGGUUCCAUGUGUCUUCUUUGGUUGUAAGUAUCCAAUGUGGAUCUCUUCCGGUUCUCUUGUUCACCUGACUAUAUGUUGCAUCUUGUUGAGUACUGCAACUCCUGCAUUUUGCUUCCUCAGCUUGGCUCACUUCUCAACGGCAAUGGAGACACUUUGACUGCAUGCCUUUCCUAGGCUUAAUACCCAUAAAUUGUUGUAGAAUAUGCCUAACUGGGAAGAAUGGGCAUUGAAUGGAGAAGGACAACGAGGAAUCUACAAAGCUCAUCUUGUUGUUCUUCCCCAAUCUUAAGGAAAUUUUCAUUGACAUAUGCCACAAGCUGAAGCCUCUUAAUUCCAGGAGCUUUAAGUCAUAUCAACAUUGAAGAUUUUGGGAAUUUGUGGAGAUCAUUAUUGGGGCGUUUGGUUGGAUGUAGUUGAAAAUGCAGUGGAUUUGUAUUUACAAAUCCUUGUAUUUGAAAAUUCAGGAGAG